AUGCAGCGCAGGAGCUAUGCCAUGACAGCUGAAGACACCAACAAGGGCGUGGAUCCGAAUGACUCCUUUCUCCAAGGCAACACCGCCAACUACAUCGACGAAAUGUAUAUGGCAUGGAAAAAGGACCCCUCGUCCGUCCACGUUUCGUGGCAGGCCUACUUUCACAACAUAGAAGAGGGCACUAUGCCAGUCUCCAAAGCUUUUCAACCUCCUCCGGGCCUUAUCUCCCAAGCUGAAGGCGCCGCCAGCCUCGCUCCAAGCGCAGUCCCCAGCACCGCAGGCCAAGACGUUACGAAUCACUUGAAGGUCCAAUUGCUUGUCAGAGCAUAUCAAUCGACCGGGCAUCAUAAGGCCAAGACAGAUCCUCUCGGUAUUCGUGGUGAGGCCGAAGCGUUUGGGUACCGUAGACCAAAAGAGCUGGAGCUGGAACACUAUGGUUUCACGGAGGCUGAUCUCGACCAAGAAUUCGUUCUCGGACCCGGCAUUCUUCCCAGGUUUGCCACAGAGUCGCGGCCAAAGAUGAAACUGCGCGAUAUUAUCGCUGCCUGCGAGAAGAUCUACUGCGGGUCGUAUGGUGUCGAGUACAUCCAUAUUCCAGAUCGAGAGCAAUGCGACUGGAUCAGAAACAGGAUCGAGGUGCCGACACCAUAUAAAUAUUCUGUGGAUGACAAGCGCCGCAUCCUUGACAGACUGAUUUGGAGCUCAAGCUUUGAGACUUUCUUGGCCACCAAGUACCCCAACGACAAGCGCUUCGGACUGGAAGGUUGUGAGACCCUCGUUCCGGGCAUGAAGGCCAUGAUUGACAGGAGUGUGGACUAUGGUAUCAAGGACAUCGUGAUUGGGAUGCCGCACAGAGGAAGACUGAACGUUCUGAGCAACGUUGUCCGCAAGCCCAAUGAGUCCAUCUUUAGUGAAUUUUCGGGCACCACUGAGGCAAGCGACGAAGGCUCUGGCGAUGUCAAAUACCAUCUCGGUAUGAACUUUGAACGACCCACACCGUCCGGGAAACGUGUCCAGCUCUCUCUCGUCGCAAACCCUUCUCAUUUGGAAGCCGAAGACCCAGUUGUGUUGGGGAAAACCCGGGCCAUUCAGCACUACAACAACGACGAGAUGAAACACCAGACAGCGAUGGGUGUCCUGCUUCACGGCGACGCCGCCUUUGCGGCUCAAGGUGUUGUCUACGAAACUCUGGGUUUCCAUGCUCUUCCUGCUUAUUCGACCGGCGGCACCAUCCAUAUAAUUGUCAACAACCAGAUCGGUUUCACCACCGAUCCUAGAUUCGCUCGAUCGACCCCUUACUGCUCGGACAUUGCCAAGGCAAUUGAUGCUCCUGUUUUCCACGUCAAUGGGGACGAUGUGGAAGCCGUCAACUUCGUUUGCCAACUGGCUGCCGACUGGAGGGCUGACUUCAAGAAAGACUGCGUUAUCGACAUUGUAUGCUACCGGAAGCAAGGCCACAACGAGACAGAUCAACCGGCCUUCACUCAACCGCUCAUGUACAAGCGAAUAGAGUCCAUUAAACCCCAACUCGACAAGUAUGUUGACAAGCUACUGGAAGAAGGCACUUUCAGCAAGGAAGACAUCGACGAGCACAAGAAAUGGGUGUGGGGAAUGCUCAAUGACAGCUUCGACCGAAGCAAAGACUAUCAACCAACAGGCAAGGAAUGGUUGACAUCCGCCUGGAACGGCUUCAAAUCACCAAAGGAGCUUGCCACUGAAGUCCUCCCACAUCCUCCCACCGGAGUUCCUUCAGAGAUAUUGAAGGAGAUAGGAGGAAAGAUCGCUGAGACUCCGGAGGGUUUCACCGUCCACCGUAAUCUCAAACGAAUUCUCGCUGGUCGCAGAAAGGCAGUUGAGGAAGGCCAGGGCAUCGACUGGGCCACGGCUGAGGCCCUUGCUUUCGGCACCCUUUGUCUCGAGGGUCACCAUGUUCGUGUAUCCGGCCAGGAUGUCGAGCGUGGCACGUUCUCCCAGCGUCAUGCUGUUUUGCACGACCAGGAGACCGAAAAAACCUGGACACCUCUUAACAACAUCUCCAAAGAGCAGGGAGCGUUCACCAUCUCCAACUCUUCCUUGAGUGAAUAUGGGGUGCUAGGUUUCGAAUAUGGUUACUCACUCUCGUCACCUAACGCGCUUGUCAUGUGGGAGGCGCAAUUCGGUGACUUUGCCAAUAAUGCUCAGUGCGUCAUUGAUCAAUUCAUCGCAUCGGGAGAGGUCAAGUGGCUCCAAAGGUCCGGUCUCGUCUGCUCUCUGCCUCAUGGUUACGAUGGGCAAGGACCAGAGCAUAGCAGUGGCCGUAUGGAACGGUAUCUGCAACUUUGCAACGAAGAGCCUCGAGUAUUCCCGUCACAGGAUAAACUCGACCGACAGCAUCAAGAUUGCAACAUGCAGGUAGCAUACAUGACGACACCCUCGAACUAUUUCCAUAUUCUCCGAAGACAAAUGAACAGACAAUUCAGAAAACCAUUGAUCAUAUUCUUCUCCAAAUCUCUCCUCCGUCAUCCUCUCGCACGCUCUAGCCUGGAGGACUUCACGGGUGAAUCCUACUUCCAAUGGAUCAUCCCAGAUCCAGAGCAUGGCAAGGGAAUGGUUGAGCCAGAUGAGAUCGACCGCGUCAUCCUAUGCACUGGUCAAGUAUAUGCAGCGUUACAUAAGCACCGCGCGGACAAGGGCAUCAAGAACGCUGCGAUCACCCGAAUCGAGCAGCUGAAUCCCUUCCCAUGGGCCCUCUUGAAGGAGAACCUUGACAAAUAUAAGAACGCCAAGACGAUCGUCUGGUGUCAGGAAGAGCCUCUCAACGCCGGAGCAUGGAGUUUUGUCCAGCCGCGUAUUGAAACAUUGUUGAACGAGACGGAGUACCACAACAGACGGCACGUCAUGUAUGCAGGACGGGACCCCAGUGCAUCUGUCGCGACGGGUCUGAAAGCCACUCACGUCAAGGAGGAGCAGGCGCUGCUUGAGGAGGCGUUUACGGUCACGCAGGAUAAGUUGAAGGGUGAAUGA
Molecule: messenger RNA, 3003 nt
Organism: Cladophialophora psammophila CBS 110553
Lineage: Eukaryota; Fungi; Ascomycota; Eurotiomycetes; Chaetothyriales; Herpotrichiellaceae
Product: 2-oxoglutarate dehydrogenase, mitochondrial
Exons: 4
Coding region: 1-3003 (1000 amino acids)
Biological process (GO): tricarboxylic acid cycle
Cellular component (GO): mitochondrion; oxoglutarate dehydrogenase complex
Molecular function (GO): oxoglutarate dehydrogenase (succinyl-transferring) activity; thiamine pyrophosphate binding
Source: RefSeq, a predicted model, not a curated record